Molecule: messenger RNA, 2936 nt
Organism: Drosophila innubila
Lineage: Eukaryota; Metazoa; Arthropoda; Insecta; Diptera; Drosophilidae
Gene: Su(var)3-3
Product: possible lysine-specific histone demethylase 1
Exons: 3
Coding region: 148-2856 (902 amino acids)
Biological process (GO): regulation of DNA-templated transcription
Cellular component (GO): nucleus
Molecular function (GO): protein binding; flavin adenine dinucleotide binding; oxidoreductase activity
Source: RefSeq, a predicted model, not a curated record
GACGAGGAGUGAGUGAGAGAGAAGUAAAGCAAAAGAAAAACACAGUCGGCUUUAAAUCUGGAUCUUUAAAACUGACGUUAAAUGUAGUGAUUAAAUUGAAAAACAAAGCUCGUUAUUGUUAACGUUAACUCAGUAACCUAUCUGACAAUGAAGCCUACUCAGCCCAGUGGCAGCAAUAGCAGUGCCAGCUGUAAUGCCAGCAAGGUAGCAGAACCCAUCGAGUAUGUGACUCUAAUAAGCGACGACUCCGACGGCGAACCGUCGCCCAAACGCAGCAUCUCUGGAGGCGGUAACCAAGGCACUGCUCCAACCAAGUCCAAGUUCGACGACGACUCUAACGACACGCCGGCCACCAGUGAUGAGCGACGUACAAGCCGGCGUAACAAGCCCAAGGUCGAUUAUACAAAUAAGACUGCAGCAGCCAGUGCAGAGAACGCACCCUGUGACAAAUCGAGCUCAGUUUCGUCGGGUAGCAGCGCAGGAUUGGCGGAGAAACGCAAUAGCUUGCCCUCGGAGCAUCGUUCACGUAAGUCGGAGAGUGGCGUUCAGCAGCCGGCGAGCAGUGGGUCUCGUAGUGCUCCACAGAAGGAUGCUGCGAACGGAGCCAGUGGUGAGUCAAAGGAUGCCAGCACUCCCACAGUGCUGUCGGGACAGGAAGGCGCCGUCUUUCAGUCGCGAUUGCCCUUUAGCAAGAUGACGCCCAACGAGGAGGCCUGCUUUCCGGAUAUCAGUCGCUCCGGCAUACUUGGCCAUCGGGUAUUCCUCAACAUACGUAAUAGUCUGCUCCAUAUGUGGGUUGAUAAUCCCAAAGUGCAGUUGACCUUUGAAAAUGCACUCAAAUGUCUGCCACCGCCGUUUGACAGUGAGCCAAAUCUGGUUAGGCGUGUGCAUUCGUUUCUGGAGCGGCACGGCUUCAUCAAUUUUGGCAUAUUCAAGCGACUAAUCCCAAUACCCAGCAAGAAACUUGGCAAGGUGAUCGUUAUUGGCGCGGGAAUUUCCGGUCUAGCUGCUGGACAACAGCUGCAACAGUUUGGCAUGGAUGUCAUUGUGCUGGAAGCACGAGAUCGCGUUGGCGGACGCAUUGCAACAUUUCGCAAAAAUAGCUAUAUAGCGGAUCUGGGCGCCAUGGUUGUUACUGGGGUCUACGGCAAUCCCAUGACCAUUCUCAGCAAACAGAUUGGCAUGGAUCUGGUGCCAAUUCAGCAGACAUGUCCAUUAUACGGCCCGGAUGGCAAGCCGGUGCCCAAGGAAAAGGAUGAUGUCAUUGAGCGCGAGUUUAAUCGUCUUCUCGAAUCGGCCAGCUAUAUUUCGCAUCGUCUGGACUUCAACUAUGCUGGUAAUAAUCCUGUAUCGCUGGGCGAUGCUCUCGAAUGGAUCAUCAACAUGCAGGACAAGGCUGUCCAAGAGAAGCGAGCUGCACACAUGCACGAGAUCAUCGCGGCCCAGACAAAAAUCAUCGAGCAUCGCAAGCGACUCAAGAGCGUUAUACAAAGCAUUGCCAAGCUCAAGGCUGACUAUCAGGCUCUGGUCAACCAACGCCUACCCAAGAGCGCCCACAACGAGACCAGUUAUGCCCAGCAGGAAUACACAAUUCGGAUUAAUCAAAUCAAGCUGGAGGACGCUAUGAAAGUCGAAGAAGAGUUGCGAAACCAGGGACAAAAGCUAGAGGUUCAUCUACAAGAGAUUGAACAAAAUGCCCCCAGCCAAGUAUAUCUAUCCUCUCGUGAUCGUCUCAUACUGGACUGGCACUUUGCCAACCUGGAGUUUGCCAAUGCCACUCGUUUGAACAAUCUGUCGCUAAAGCACUGGGAUCAGGAUGAUGACUUUGAGUUCAUUGGACAUCACACGACAGUGCGUAAUGGAUACUCUUGUGUGCCGGUGGCAUUAACUGAAAACAUUGACAUACGACUCAACAGUGCCGUCAAAGAAAUCAAAUACAACAGCAAGGGAGUCGAGAUUGUAGCUGAGAAUCUAAAGACAUCCAAUUCGGAAGUGACAUACAAAGCGGACUUGGUUGUCUGUACGCUCACCCUGGGAGUGCUGAAGGUUGCCGUUGCGAAUGAGGAAUCCCAGCAUGCAAACACCGUGAAAUUCGAGCCACCACUGCCGGACUGGAAGCAACAGGCCAUCCGUCGCUUAGGAUUUGGUAAUCUCAACAAAGUUGUACUCUGCUUCGAUCGAAUUUUCUGGGAUCCCAAUGCCAAUCUCUUUGGCCAUGUUGGUAGCACCACCGCCAGUCGUGGCGAAAUGUUUCUGUUCUGGAGCAUCAGUUCAACGCCCGUUUUGCUGGCUCUCGUCGCUGGCAUGGCCGCCAACAUUGUGGAGAGCGUAACCGAUGACAUCAUUAUUGGGCGUUGUAUGUCCGUUCUGAAGAACAUCUUUGGCAACACAUCUGUGCCCCAGCCCAAGGAGACAGUUGUCACUCGCUGGCGCAGCGAUCAGUGGGCACGCGGUUCAUAUAGUUACGUUUCUGUGGGCUCAUCUGGCAGUGACUAUGAUCUUCUGGCAGCACCAGUUAUACCUUCUAAAAGCCCGGAGCCACACUCCAGUAAGGAGUCCGAAGAACUACCACGACUCUUCUUUGCCGGAGAGCAUACGAUACGUAACUAUCCGGCAACAGUUCACGGCGCAUACUUGAGCGGACUGCGUGAGGCUGGCCGUAUUGCAGAUUAUUAUUUGGGGUAUCCGGAGGGUACUCCCGGAGAUAUUGGCUACUCGAUAAGUGAAGCUGCCAAUUCGGUUUCUGUUGGCAAUGUUGUCAAGUUGCGUGACCUCUCACCUCGUCUAACUGACUCGCCAUUGCCAAAGAAAUCUGAGGAGAAUCUAAAUAAUGUCGAGUCAACAGAAAUACCCUAAAAACUGUGGUUUUUUUUCAAUCGAUAAUAAAAAUAGGCUUAAUAUAUACCUUGGGUAAAUAAAAGUUAGUUUAUAUUUAA